Molecule: messenger RNA, 2344 nt
Organism: Motacilla alba alba
Lineage: Eukaryota; Metazoa; Chordata; Aves; Passeriformes; Motacillidae
Product: carboxypeptidase A1-like
Exons: 11
Coding region: 318-1577 (419 amino acids)
Biological process (GO): proteolysis
Molecular function (GO): zinc ion binding; metallocarboxypeptidase activity
Source: RefSeq, a predicted model, not a curated record
CCACGCCAUCCCCACCGUCCCACGCCCGUGGGUUGGGAGCCGCCCGUGCCCACAGCAGCUCGGAGCAGGGACACUCAUCCAGGACCCACUCACCGAGGAAGACGUUAUCAGAUCCUCCCUAAUUUGGCUGCUCUUGUGUUGACUUUGCCAAAUAAAGCAAACAUUUGGGCUCGCGGGAGCCCUUCCUGCCUGCUCUGUUUGUCGCUGCCGACGCCGCGGGGACGGCGGAUGCGGCCCCGGUGAGGAGCUCCGGGAGGGACCCCGACCACCGAGGGGGUUCUGCCUAUCCUCGGGGCUGCGUUCUGCUCCCACCCACCAUGGAGACCCUCCUGGUCUUCCUCGCCCUCCUGGGGGCCACCAGCACCGAGCAGCUCUUUGAGGGGGACCAGGUCCUGCGUGUCACGGCCAGGAACGAGGAGCACAUCGCCCUGCUCAGGGUGCUGGGCGAGCAGGAGGAGCUGCAGGUGGACUUUUGGCGUCACCCCAACAGCCUUGGCCACCCCGUGGACCUGCGGGUGCCCUUCCCCAGCCUCCUGGAAGUCAAAAAAUUCCUGGAUUCCCAUAAUUUUUCCUACGGCAUCAUGAUUGAGAACGUGCAGGAAUUAUUGGAUGAAGAAAAGGAAAGCAUGAGGAGGUCUAGGAGGGUAAAGAGAAGCUCCAGGAUGUUUGAUUUCGCCUCCUACCACACGAUAGACGAGAUCUAUGAGUGGAUGGACGUCCUGGUGGAGGAUCAUCCCAGCCUGGUCAGCAAGAUCCAGAUCGGGCAGAGCUACGAGCAGCGGCCCCUGCACGUGCUGAAGUUCAGCACCGGGGGAUCAAACCGUCCGGCCAUCUGGCUGGACACCGGCAUCCACGCGCGGGAAUGGAUCACCCAAGCCACCGGGGUCUGGACAGCCAACAAGAUCGCCAAGGAUUAUGGGCAGGACCCCACUGUCACGGCCAUCCUGGACAGCAUGGACAUCUUCCUGGAGAUUGUCACCAACCCCGACGGCUUUGCCUUCACCCACAGCUCCAACCGCCUGUGGCGCAAGACCAGGUCCAUCAAUGCUGGAUCCCGCUGUGUCGGAGUGGAUCCCAACCGAAAUUGGGAUGCUGGGUUUGGAGGUGCUGGCUCCAGCAGCAAUCCCUGCUCUGAGACCUAUCACGGCCCUCACGCCCACUCCGAGAGGGAAGUGAGAGCCAUCGUGGAUUUCAUCCGCGCCCACGGGAACGUCAAAUCCGUCAUCUCCAUCCACAGCUACUCCCAGAUGCUGCUCUUCCCCUACGGAUACAGGAGGGCGCCCACACCUGACCAUCAGGAAAUGAAUGAACUGGCCAAGAAGGCUGUGAGCGACUUGGCCGCCGUGUUCGGGACAAAAUACACCUACGGCAGCAUCGCCAACACCAUCUACAUGGCCGGAGGCACCACCAUCGACUGGGCCUAUGACAACGGGGUGAAAUAUUCCUUCACCUUGGAGCUGAGGGACUCAGGGCGCUACGGAUUCCUCCUGCCCAGCUCCCAGAUCGUCCCCACUGCCACCGAGACGUGGCCGGCGCUCCUGGACAUCAUGGUCCACGUCCUGGAGCAUCCCUACUGACCCCAGCACCUCUCACAGCAUUCCCUGCUCUCAAUAAAUCCUCGUGGAGAUUCAGUGGUUUCAGGCACCCUCAUUUUUUUCAUGCUAAACUCCAAAAAAAGGGUGGAAAAGGACUCCCAGUCCUGCAGGUGUUGAUUUUCCCCUUGUGACUUUGGCUCAAAGUCCCCAUCCUUUGGAGCCAACAGCCAGCAUGGGAGGAGAUGGGGUUUUUUUGGGUAAGCAACCCCAAAUUUGUGGGGUUUUGAGCAGCUUUGCUUCAUCGUCCCUUCCCAGGGGGCUACAAGGAGGGACAAGGGGUACCCUCAGGGUAUUUGCUGUUUAUUUUUGGCUACUGGGAUAACUGUCACCUGCUCUGACCUCUGUCCUGGCCCAAGCUUUAAACCACUUUCCUCAGCCAAAUUUUAAACCAGUUUCCCCACCGCUGUGGUUGAGGGAUCCAGCUCACCAAGCCCCAAGCGAAAAUCUGCAUUUUGUGCGUUCUCACCCCAAAUUGAUCCUGUCCCUCCCCUCAGCCAGCGCUGGAGGCUGCGGGAUUUUGGCACCUCCCGGUCUCACCUUGCUGGCAGCUGACUCAGCAGGGCCCCAGCCGGUUCCUGGGACAGGUUUGGACUGGGAGUGCCUGGAUGGGGACAGCAGGGCCUGACCUUGGCUGGUGGCAGCCAGAACCUUCCCAGGGCCCUGGGAAAAGGGACAGCUGGAGGGGCCGGGCUGGGGCCACCAUCCCAUGGGAUUUAAGAGGCCCCAGGGCACUGUUGGGAUGUGAGACC